CUACCGUCUGUACCGCUCUGCAGCCAAUGUUGCCAGAUUGGGCGGGAAAUCCGUCCCAAUCUGGCAACAUUGAUGUGGGGUCGGGCCCUGGAGGAGGAAACAGACAUCCACAGUUAAGAUGGCGGAGGAGAAGCAGGAAUCAUCACAGAGAGAGAUGGAAGGGGUCAACUGCCUUGCGUAUGACGAGGCCAUUAUCGCUCAACAGGACCGAAUUCAGCAGGAGAUCGCCACCAGUAAUCCCUUGGUGUCGGACAGACAGGCGCUCACGGUGUUGCAGAACGAGUACGCUCAUGACGACAGUAUUUAUCAGCUGAAGAUCAAGGACCUACACAAAAAAUACUCGUACAUUCGCAAGACGCGGCCAGAUGGCAACUGCUUCUACAGAGCGUUCGGCUUCUCGCACCUGGAGUCCCUGCUGGAAGACAGCAAGGAGCUACAGAGGUUCAAAGCGGUUGCGUCCAAAAGCAAGCUGGACCUGGUGAACGAGGGCUUCACUGAGUUCACCAUCGAGGACUUCCACAACACGUUCAUGGACCUGAUCGAGCUGUGUGAGAAGCAGCCGGGCCUGAAGGAGCUGCUGGGCUCCUUCAACGACCAGAACGUGUCGGACUACGUGGUGGUGUACCUGCGGCUGCUCACCUCGGGCUACCUGCAGCGCGAGCACGGCUUCUUCCAGCACUUCAUCGAGGGCGGCCGCUCGGUCAAGGAGUUCUGCCAGCAGGAGGUGGAGCCCAUGUCCAAGGAGAGCGACCACAUCCACAUCAUCGCUCUGGCCCAGGCCCUGGACGUGUCCAUCCUGGUGGAGUACAUGGACCGCGGCGAGGGGGGCACCGUCAACCACCACGUCUUCCCCGAGGGCAGCAUCCCGCGCAUCUUCCUGCUGUACCGGCCCGGCCACUACGACAUCCUGUACAAAUAACGCCACAGCCCCCCUCCGCCAACACCCCACCCCUGUCUCCCUUCUUCUGUUCCUCUCUAGUCUUGGUUUGGCACCGCCCCCCCCCUGUCCCCCUUUCUCCCCUCAUCUCCCUCGCUCCCCUUUUGUCAUCACCUCCACAGCAGUGGAUUACAAACACUUGAGUUGCCACGGCGACUGACAUACAUACACACCCCCCCUCCCCCAAUCGUACGACGUAGGAAGGUGACGCUUGUGUGUUUGCGGAAAAGAAGGAAGGCAAAAGAAAAUCAAAAUGCAUACUUUCUCCAGCUUCCCCCACCCCGAUCCCCAAAAUGGUAAUAAAAAAAUCUUUGAAAAUACAAGAAAAGUGACUCCAGGAAUUUAGAGAUGUACAGGUUUUUUUUUCUUUUGUGGUUGUAAAUGUUAUCUACUAUUUUUGGACUUGAUUUUUCUUCCUUUGUUACACUUGUGUCAUGGAUUUUAUUAAAGGGAUUUACAUCUUGUUUCCUUUUCGUCAUAUGUCA
Molecule: messenger RNA, 1422 nt
Organism: Gadus morhua (Atlantic cod)
Lineage: Eukaryota; Metazoa; Chordata; Actinopteri; Gadiformes; Gadidae
Product: ubiquitin thioesterase OTUB1
Exons: 7
Coding region: 119-919 (266 amino acids)
Biological process (GO): negative regulation of double-strand break repair; protein K48-linked deubiquitination
Cellular component (GO): nucleus
Molecular function (GO): cysteine-type deubiquitinase activity; ubiquitin binding
Source: RefSeq, a predicted model, not a curated record